CCAGUUGACGAAUCCCAAGGUUAUGCCGUAACACGCAACGCUUUGCUGGAUUGUCUAUGUCGACACGGGAUUGCAUCAAUAGUUUUACAGUUUCCCGAUUAUGAAUCGUGAUACUGCAACAAAAGAUAGUGUUAUUGGAGGGUUUACAGUUAUAAAUGAGAAAACAAAAUCAAAAGUACAAAAUGUCCAAGAAGUUCUCCCAUUUUGGAUUACAAAGCCUGAACUUUUCUCAUCUGAUCUUAAACAAUCUCUUUCUGUCAAUGAAGUAGCUAAGCUUGGUCAGUUUUUACGGCUGCGACUAAGUGAAAUUGGUAUCACUCAUUUCUUUCCUGGUACUUAGCUAACUUUCUAAUCAUCAGCUGGCGAUUAUAGUUCAGUCUGCUGUAAUCCCUUACAUGUUAGAUUGUUAUGUCACAUCUAAACAUCGGCCAUUAUGUCGACCAAGAGACAUAUGUAUAUGCGCACCGACAGGAAGUGGGAAAACACUAGCCUAUGCUGUGCCAAUCAUCCAACUAUUUCUUAAUAGGAUUCAUAGAUUUAUUCGAGCUUUGGUCAUUGUUCCAGUCAGAGACUUAGCUGUUCAAGUGUACAAAACUUUCAGUCAGCUGGUUAAUGGAACAGAUAUUCAGGUUGGAGUUCUUGCUGGUAUCAAAAGUUUUAGUAAAGAACAAGAAGAUAUCAUAAACCUUACGGAUGAAAGUUACUCUGCCAAAGUUGAUAUUGUAAUAGCUACACCUGGACGUUUAGUAGACCAUUUGUACAAUACUCCUGGUUUCAGUAUGGAACGCUUGAGAAUCCUGGUAAUCGAUGAAGCCGAUCGAGUGAUAGUGGAAGAAAAACAAAACUGGUACCAUACUUUGGAGGAUGUAUUGUACUAUUACACAUCUUCAAUCAGUCAGAAUAGUUGGUCCAAUGUCUCUGUACGCAAACGUUCAAGACCUAUACCAACUGUUGGUUAUCAUUACGAUAGGAGUGUUGAUAUUACUUUGCAAAAGAUACUUGUUUCUGCCACACUGACUCAUGAUCCAGAACCAUUAAAACAGUUUAAUUUACACUUUCCUAUUUUAUUCACUUCAAAUCGAAUACACCACAACAAAAACACUCUUGAUACAGUUUUAAAUGGCCACGAGAACGCAGAAACUAAUUCGUCCGAAAUAAAAAAACAAGUGAAAAAUGAUGAAAAUAGAGAAACCUCUAAUGUUAUUUCACAGUUAAAAUCAAGUGAAAAUCAUACGACUACAGGUGUUGGUCAGUUUUUAAUCCCUGAAAGUUUAGAGGAAUUUCUUGUAACUGCAAAACCGGAUAUCCGUGUAUUGUUUCUUGUGUAUUUGGUGCGUCAAAAACACAAAAAACGUAUCUUAUGCUUUGCAAAUACAGUAGAUUGUGCUAAACGCUUAAAUAUGCUCUUGGCUAGCUUUCAAGGUAUAAAGAGUAAAUUCUUGUCAAGUCAUUUACAUCCGGAUAAACGUCAAAGAAUAUUAAAUCUAUUCAGUGUUGGAUUGUGUCAAAUUCUAGUUUGCACAGAUUCUAUGGCUCGCGGCAUAGAUAUUAAUGAUGUGGAAUGUGUCGUAUCUUAUGACGUACCACCUAGUAUCAAAAUCUACAUUCAUCGAAUUGGGCGUACAGCUAGAGCUGGUAAGAAAGGAACUGCAUACAGUUUAUUGUCAACUAACCAGUUCUAUCACUUUAAGAAAGAUCUCAAGCGUGCUGGUAGAAAAAAAAUUAAACAAUUACAAUUUCAUCAAAGUAAAUGGUCACAUUUCAAUGCAGAGUAUCAGGUUGCAUUAAGGAACUAUGAAAUGAACAUAAAGAUUUCAGAUAAAAAAUGCCCCAAUGAUUUUUCGAAGCAAGUGAAUAAUAACAAAAUUGUUUCGGAAGAAUCAAUGCAAAACAUUAAGAAGCCGAAGAGUAAACGUAAAAAAAGUACAAAUGAAAUGCUGAGUUAAAAUUAAACAACAUAAUUUUUCUGUAUAUUAUUACCAACAUGACUUUACAUGUAUAUAGGCAUUACCUGUAUAGUAACCCCAAAUAGAUUUUGUAAACAAAUAAAUUAUUUGUUAAGAA
Messenger RNA from Schistosoma intercalatum, 2064 nucleotides. The record is from the annotation of a GenBank genome assembly. NCBI's taxonomy places the organism in Eukaryota, Metazoa, Platyhelminthes, Trematoda, Strigeidida, Schistosomatidae.